AGUGUAGUUUUUACGGUCAUGCUUCUCUGUAGUAAGACUCUUACUACGUGAAGUGCCCGAGAUGGCAUUACGAGUGUAGGAUUAUGUAGUGGUAACUAUGUUUAGCUAAUUUAUUCGGUAUUGUACUUUUCAUGGAAACAAUGGAGUGGGAUUUCAAACCUCCACCAGAAGCUCCAGUUUUUGAGCCUACAGUAGAAGAAUUUAAGGACCCUCUUGCUUAUAUAGCAAAAAUAAAGUCUAUCGCUGAAAAAGCAGGAAUCUGCAAAAUAAAGCCACCACCGGAAUGGCAGCCACCAUUUACAGUAGAUGUGGACAAUUUCAAGUUUACUCCACGUGUCCAAAGAUUAAAUGAACUUGAAGCUACUACGAGGAUAAAGUUAAAUUUUCUGGAUCAGAUUGCAAAGUUUUGGGAAUUACAGGGCUCUUCACUGAAAAUUCCAAAUGUAGAAAGGAAACUUUUAGACCUGUAUCUACUGCAUCAUCAUGUCCAUCAUGAAGGUGGAAUGGAUGUUGUAACCAGGGAGAGAAAAUGGUCUAAAGUGGCUUUUCGCAUGGGGUACCCACCAGGAAAGAGCAUUGGCUCUCUUUUACGGCACCAUUACGAGCGUAUUCUUUACCCUUACGACGUGUUUAAAAGUGGAGCGAGUGUUGGUAAAAUAAGUUUUGAAGAUUCGAGGGAGAAGGACAAAAAAGAUACAGAUUACAUUCCUCAUGGGAUUCCUUCACGUCAGGCAAUCAAACCUCCUCCUGAACAAGUUGCUCGACGGUCUAAACGGCAUACAAAGGGGACCAUGCCUUGUUCAGAGAAUGCAGGUGAUUUAGACUACUCCACAAACAAUGAGUUAAGGAAACUGCAGUUUUAUGGUGCAGGACCAAAGAUGCCAGGUUACAAUCCAUCUGAAGGUAGAGAACAUGGAUUUUCACUAAAGUUCUUGGCAUCUCAGUACAAGCUUGGAAAGUUAAAAGGAAAUAUUAAUCCUAUUGAUCUAAUUGUGUGUCAUGUAUGUGGACGAGGAGAUGCCGAAGCCAAUAUGUUACUGUGUGAUGGAUGUGAUGACAGCUACCAUAAUUUCUGUCUUGUUCCACCUUUGCAUGAAAUACCUAAAGGAGACUGGAGGUGCCCACGCUGUGUUGCAGAGGAGGUGCAGAAGCCCCAAGAAGCAUUUGGGUUUGAGCAAGCUAAGAAAGAGUACACCCUUCAGGAGUUUGGAGAAAUGGCUGACCAGUUCAAGUCAGAUUACUUUAAUAUGCCACCUCAUUUGGUUCCUACUUCAUUGGUUGAGAAAGAGUUUUGGCGAUUAGUUAGAGCAGUAAAUGAAGAUGUGUGUGUUGAAUAUGGUGCUGAUAUUCAUACUAUGGAGCAUGGUUCUGGAUUUCCUACAAAAACAAACAAAUGUGCUUUACCAGGAGAAGAGGAAUAUAUUAAUUCUGGCUGGAACCUCAACAACCUUCCCAUCCUAGAAAACUCUGUUUUGAAACACAUUAAUGCUGAUAUCAAUGGAAUGAAGAUUCCGUGGGUCUAUGUGGGGAUGUGUUUUUCUACUUUCUGUUGGCACAAUGAGGAUCAUUGGAGCUAUUCGAUCAACUACCUUCAUUGGGGAGAACCGAAGACGUGGUACGGUGUACCAGGAGAUAAAGCUGAAGAUUUUGAAAGUGCUAUGAAAAGUGCUGCUCCUGAACUCUUUGAAACUCAGCCAGAUCUACUUCACCAACUUGUUACUAUCAUGAACCCAAAUAUUCUCAUGUCUUCAAAGGUUCCUAUUUAUAGGAUGGAUCAGCAAGCUGGGGAGUUCAUGCUUACAUUUCCACGCUCCUAUCAUGCUGGAUUUAAUCAAGGCUAUAAUUUUGCAGAAGCUGUAAAUUUUUGUCCAGCUGACUGGCUGUCGAUUGGACGUGAGUGUAUCUCCCAUUACAGUCUCCUGCAUCGUUUUUGUGUGUUUUCUCAUGAUGAACUAAUUUGCAAGAUGGCAGCAGAUCCUGACAGUUUAGAAAUAAGUAUUGCUACUGCCACAUUCCAGGAUAUGAAGGAGAUGGUAGAAAGUGAGAAGGAGUUAAGAAAGUGUCUUCUUGAAUGGGGUGUGACUGAAGCAGAUCGUGAGGCAUUUGAACUUCUAGCAGAUGAUGAACGUCAAUGUGAUUUCUGUAAAACCACAUGUUUCCUCUCUGCUGUUACCUGUUCAUGUGAUAGCAGUAAACUAGUCUGUAUCAAUCACAAAGAAAAAUUGUGCUCCUGUCCACCAAGCAAACACUGUUUAAGGUAUCGUUAUACUCUUGAUGAGCUACGAAUAAUGCUACAACGUUUGAAAGUAAGAGCCGAGUCAUUCGAAAACUGGAAUGUCAAAGUGAAAAAUGCAUUACAUGCUCCUGAGAAUGAAAAACUUGAUAUUACGGAAUUAAAAGAGUUGGUCCAAGAAGCAGAAGCUAACAAAUUUCCAAAAAUGGAACUGCUAGACGCAUUAGAAGAUGUCGUUCAAGAUGCUGAGAAAUUUUCCACUCUUGCCCAGCAACUUCUUAGUAGAAAAGUCAGAACAAGAAACAGGCAGUCAUUAGAGAGCAAGUAUGGAUCACGACUUACAGUAGAAGAACUUCAGUUGUUUUAUGAACAGAUACAGAAACUUCCAUGUGGAAUCAAAGAAGGAAUUCUGAUUAAGGAUAUGGUGGAACAGGUGAUUCAGUUUGAAAAAGAAGCCAAAGAGCUUUUAGACCAAGAAAUGCCAGAUUUCAAGAAACUAGAAAGAGCUUUGGAUAAUGGCUUAGUUUUAGAUGUAGAUCUUCCUCAGGUGCUACAGCUUAAACAUAAACUUGUGCAAACACGCUGGCUGGAAGAGAUGAAAUCCUCUCUAGCUGACCCAAUGGAAGUAACACUAGACAUUCUGAGGAAACUUUUAGAUUCUGGAGUGAACCUUCCUCCUCAUCCGAGUGUGGAGAAAGCUAUGGCUCAGCUUCAAGAACUACUGACUGUUGGAGAACGGUGGGAAGAAAAAGCCAAAGUUUGUCUUCAGGCUAAGCCACAGCAAGGAUUACAAGUGUUAGAGGUCAUGGUGAAUGAAGCCUGUAGCAUUCCUCUCUACCUUCCCAAUGUUCUUACUCUCAGAGAUGUUGUUAAAAAGGCAAAGGAUUGGGUUGCAGAUGUGGAAAGUUUGCAGAAUGCAAAUCAGUAUCCUUAUGUUGAAGAAUUUGAAAGUUUAGUAGCAAAAGCUCGACCUCUUCCUGUUCAUCUAGAAUUGCUCCCACAGUUGGAGUCUCAGGUGGCUGCAGCCAAAGCUCUCCGAGAAAGAACUGCUCGUACCUUUUUGAAGAAAAACUCUGUAUUUACACUUCUUGAGGUCUUGUCACCCAGGAAUGAUGUGGGCUCACACUUUCUCCAUAAGAAUAAAAAAAAGAAAACCAAAGAAGGAAGUAGUGAACGUGAUAAAGAGGAAUCAUACUUGUUUGAUACAAAGUUAGAGAGUAGCAAAGAUCCUGCUGAAAUUGUUGCUGCAUUUAAGUUGGCUGAACAAAAAGAGCUCAAAGCAAUGAGAGAGCUGCGGAACAAAAAUAUCAAGAAACGAGUCGAGGAUACUGGUGACACUCGUUACUGCGUAUGUCAGAGACCCUUGACCAAUUACAUGCUUCAAUGUGAACUAUGCAAGGACUGGUUUCAUACCACUUGUGUCCCUCUACCUAAAUCAGUGCAUACAAAGAAACAGCAGAACUUCUCAUCAGCAGCAGUAGUUAAUGUUGCACGAGACUUCAAGUUCCUAUGUCCCAUGUGUCUUCGGUCACGGAGGCCAAGGUUAGAAACAAUCCUCUCACUUGUAAUGUCAUUGCAGAAGCUACCAGUCAAGCUGACUGAAGGAGUAGCUCUGCAGUGUCUCACAGAAAGAGCAAUGUCUUGGCAGGAUUGUGCAAGACAUGCUCUUGCCACUGAAGAACUGGCUGCAGCUCUUGCUAAGCUGUCAGUGUUGUCUCAAAAGAUGGUUGAGCAGGCAGCACGAGAAAAGACGGAAAAGAUCAUUAGUUCCGAAUUGAUCCGAGCUGCAAGUAAACCCGAGUUGCAUUCCCGCUUGAGUAGUGUUGUUCAUUCAGCAUUUGGUGGAACAUCCAUUUUAAGUAGCAACAAACUUGGCAGUGAACAAGCAGCAAGUAACGAAACAAAGUUUAAACUUGAAGAACCUGUCUCGACACCUCCAGGAGCCAUGCUGUCAUCAACUAUAGAAGAAGUUUUGUCUGUUGUAACUGACCAAAAUGAACCUGUUAGUGGUAUGGAAAUUCAGGUACCAACAGCAUGUACCCAGCAAUAUGAAAAAUCAGGCAACAAGCCUCAAGAAGAUACUGCAUCACCUUACAACAAUUUAGAACAUGCUUAUUCUUCUGCAUCUAAAGGAUCCACAAGUUCGACACCUCGUAAACAUGCCCGAAAGUCCCCAUUAGUGCCACGUCAACUAGAAGUUCCUGUUUUAGAACUGUCUGAGGGAGCAAAAUUGCAAAUGGAACAGUUGAUGAUGGAGGGAGACUUGCUAGAGGUAUCUCUAGAUGAAACACAGCACAUUUGGAGAAUACUUCAAGCCACCAAACCAGCUCGUGAUCCUAUGACUCUUGGCUUCUUCCCAGAUGAUGAGAACUUUGAAUCAGAAGCACAUGGAAAGCCUGAAAAAGAGAAAAAAAUCAAGAAACGAAAACUGGAAGAUGGAAGGGCUGUGGAAAAAUCAAAAGUUAAAGACAAAUUGGUUAAACCAAAGCUACUGAAUUCAGCUGGCUCAUCUACUGAGAUUUGUAAGCCUAAGAAAAAGAAACUAAAAAUAAACAAAGAUGGUAAGCCGUUAUCUAGUGGAACAGCAAUGAUGAGCAGCAAUGAUAAGGGAAACUUAAGCAGCAGUAGUAGUACAAGUAGCAGCAGUAACAAGAGCUUUGGAUCUCCUAGACGGUUAAAACCAUUCUCAAAAAAACCACUAAAAGUGAAGAUUGAAGCUAGGGAAAGAAAAGAAUCUUUGCUCACCAUCCCUAAGAAAGAUGAAGACAAAUCCAGCAAAGUAGAGAAAACAAAACCUAAGCUAUUAAAGAAAAAACAAAAUAGAAAACCCUUGAGAAAAGAAGGUCCUCAGGUCAGAUUAGCAAUGGGAAAAGGAGUUAAAACUGAAAACAAAGCCAAAGAUCAAGACUCACCAUCUGAAGAGGAUGAAGACCUCUGUUCAGCCACUAAAUGUUUGAAACCAACAGGUGAAGCUGUAAACUGGGUGCAGUGUGAUGGGGGCUGUGAGGAAUGGUUUCAUCUAUACUGUAUGGGGUUAGAAUUGAAGGAUGUCAGUGAGACAGAGGACUACAUCUGUCCUGGCUGUAUCGAGAUGUCUGCUAGAGAAGCAAUGGUAGUGUCUCCCAUUGCCAUAAAGGUAGAAGUGUCAGACAAUGAAUGUACGAGUCAGUGUACAGACUUACUGUCACUUGAAAGGCAAAGUCCAGAAGAGUCUAUGAACAGAAUAGAAAGCAAGGAUGGUAAAGAGCACAGUGUAACAGCUCACGAGAAUGAAGUAUCUACUCGGGACAAUGUGUCAGAUCUCUCAUCCAGUGUUGUACCUGGACAAGAAUUUCCAUCAACACAGCAGCUACCACCAUCAUUGUUUGCUGAUGGAUAGAAAUGUUACUGUACUUAAGUGUCUGUUGUUUUUUUUGUAAUGAUUGGAUAAGUAGAACUUCUGUAACAUCAAACAUUAAGUCUGUUUUGUGCGUGUGUGUCUGAAAGAUAUCAUCAUGGGAAAAGCAGACCCAAUAGUCAAGUCCUGUAUAUUUUGUCUAACUCUUCAUUGCCGUUACCACUUAUAUAUUUACCAAGGGAUUAUUCUGGUAUUCAAUAAGUUGUACCUUUUACAGUUUAAUGUUUUUUUUUUUCUUUUUCUUCAAGAAUGUUAAGUAUUUUCUUUACCAAUUGAAUGCAAGGUAGUGUGUCCUAAUGAAAGUAUUUGUUUUGAGUUACAUUUACAAACUUACAGUCAAAAUUUACAAGUUUAACUGACCUUAAAGAUUUUAAAUGGUUUACUAAUCUAUGGUUUCACACAGUUUAGUAGCAGUUUUGGUAAUCAUUAAUAUUUAUUCUUUCUCAAUAUGUAACAUACUUGCGUCUCGGAAGCAGAUUGUACCAUUUAGUAGUUUAUUAUUUAGAUUUAGACUUGUUUUCCAAGAUUUACUCUCUGCUAACAAAUGCUAUAUUUAAAUAUCUCAUGAGUCACUUUUUUGCUGGUGUCAGGAAAGAAGUUUGUGGUGUACCCUGUAUGUUGUUUUUCCCUAGUGGCAGUAAUGUACAUUGUUUUAUUUAUGCAGUUAAUUUAGAUCAUGAUUGCACUGACUUAUCAGUUUUGUGACAUCAAAAAUGAGCAGAUUUAUAGGUGCAUUAUGAUGGAGAUUUAUAUUCUGGUUUGUAGAAGUGGUGUGUGUUUUAUUGUUCCAAGUCAUUGCUUAAUUUGAUCUCAUUAGCUUCUUAAGCACAUAUUAAAACUAUGCCAGUUGGAGAUAGUUUUAUAUAAAUGUAUGCAUUAUUUCCCAAUCAUUUUCGACCCUGAUACACAUUUCAUAGCUUUAAAUUUAUAAAGGAAUACAAAACAAAAUGAAAAAAUGGAAGUUCUUUGUCUUGUUGUACAUCAAAUUGUCAACUUGCUUUUUAAGACAAGUUUGGAGCCACAUAAUAAGAAUUGGAAAAAAAAAACAGAAUUGUUUCUCUGAUGGUAUCAUAUGCCGAGAUUCCAUUGGCCUUGUGGUAGUACUAUUGUGAAACAUUGAAAACAUGUUGUUCAUUGAAGCAUAUUUUAAAGAUAAAUUAGGGUUAAAAACAAAUUUAUAUGGUGGAAACAUAUAUACAUGAAUCUUCCUGAACUCAGAAGACACUUCUUGGUCAUUUUCUUUAUAUGAUGUGGUUGUGGUGGUGCUGGUGGUGGGAGUCAAAAUGGAUUAUUUAUGUGAUUAAGAUCACUUUUAAGCAAAAAUACUUGGAUUAUAUUAGUGUUUAUAUUUUUUUUUUUUCAAACUUAGGGCUGCAAAUCCAGUGUCUGUGUCAUGCAUUUUGUAUAUUCUCAUCCUCUCAAACCACUGCAGUCAACUUUUGCUUGGUUAUUAGCGUAUGUGGACUUACUUUGUAGAUACAUUUUCCUGACACUUGUGCACUGUGCUAGUGUAUGGUCUUGACACCAUAUAUCUAUUGGUGAAAAGAUGUUGAUUACUGCUAAUUUUAGGGUUAGCACAAUUGCCUUUUAUCAUGUUUUCAUCUAACUGGUAAUUGGUUUCCUCAUAAUUAUUUCAUUGUAGACGUAAAUUAUGCAGAGACGAUAGCCACUUCCUUUCAUGUGACAUGAUUGGAGAAAUAAACAUUUCCUUUAUUUCA
Messenger RNA from Limulus polyphemus (Atlantic horseshoe crab), 7348 nucleotides. Its product is annotated as lysine-specific demethylase 5A-like. Gene Ontology annotation, biological process: chromatin remodeling. The record is from RefSeq and is a predicted model, not a curated record. Gene Ontology annotation, cellular component: nucleus. Bases 132 to 5612 code for a protein of 1826 amino acids. Gene Ontology annotation, molecular function: histone demethylase activity; DNA binding. Lineage: Eukaryota; Metazoa; Arthropoda; Merostomata; Xiphosura; Limulidae. The transcript is spliced from 35 exons.